Messenger RNA from Phyllostomus discolor (pale spear-nosed bat), 5457 nucleotides. RefSeq names its product phosphatidylinositol glycan anchor biosynthesis class P (gene PIGP). Bases 201 to 605 code for a protein of 134 amino acids. Gene Ontology annotation, biological process: GPI anchor biosynthetic process. The record is from RefSeq and is a predicted model, not a curated record. Gene Ontology annotation, molecular function: phosphatidylinositol N-acetylglucosaminyltransferase activity. NCBI's taxonomy places the organism in Eukaryota, Metazoa, Chordata, Mammalia, Chiroptera, Phyllostomidae. The transcript has 5 exons.
CCCCUUCUGCGCGGCGGCCGGCGGCCGGGGAGCCCUCCGGAGCUCGGCCCGGAGGAGGGUCGCAGCGCGCCUGCGCCCUGCCGAGGGGCGCCGUCACUCGGGGGCUUCUGGUUUUUGUUUUCUCUCCUCCUUGCAGCUUCCGGGGGUCGGCGCUCGCCCAGGGGACUACUCUCUAAGGUUGUCUCAAAGCCGCAGGGAAGAUGGUGGAAAAUUCACCGUCGCCAUUGCCAGAAAGAGCGAUUUAUGGCUUUGUUCUUUUCUUAAGCUCCCAGUUUGGCUUCAUACUGUACCUCGUGUGGGCUUUCGUUCCCGAAUCUUGGCUAAACGCCUUGAGCUUGACCUAUUGGCCUCAAAAGUACUGGGCGGUGGCGCUGCCCGUCUACCUCCUCAUCACCAUCGUCAUCGGCUACGUGCUCUUGUUCGGAGUGAACAUGAUGGACACAUCGCCCCUCGACUCCAUUCACACGGUCACAGACAACUACGCCAGAAACCAGCAGCAGAAGGCGUACCAGGAGGAGGCCAUCCCGGCUCUGAGAGAUAUCCCUAUUGGUGAAGUGAACCAGAUGUUCUUCCUUAGGACCAAGGAACUCCACGCCCAAAGCUGACGGUGUGUAUUAGAGACUACCUCCAACCAUUUGUUCCGAUAAGUUUCUACAAAAUAAUGUCAACCAUCAUUCUCUCUCUUAUUAACACCCGGUAUUGAAAUAUCUUGAAAAAUGUUACGUUGAACUUCUCCUCGGUUAAGUUCUACUAAUAUUAUUAAUGUUCUCAAAGACCAGUCAUGAAUGGACAGAGUAAAUAAAACACCACAUGACCACAGAUACAGCAGACGUUUUGGGAAAUACGUGUGAGUGGAAGGAAGCAGGACGUCCCUCCCUGGGGAGAGUCCUCGGUGUUGUCGCUCUCAGAGAACAGUCGUGUCUUUCCUGCUGUUUCUCCUUCGAGGCCCGGAACCCAGACUCGGAUCUGGGAAAGGGUACAUCUGAUGGCAGGGUCCUUGCCGUCUGACUCAUGUCUGUGACACACGCGGUACAUCGAGUACUCACCAGGGACCAGGCAUUUUUCUGGGCACUGAGGACGUUGCAAUGGUAAGCUUCUCAAAGAGCCUACGUUUUAGAGGCAGAUGAAGAAAGACCAAGCGCAUGAAUAAGGCAGUAUUCGUUGUGAUGGGCGCUAUGCAGCGAAUCAGCACGGUGUACGGUUCUAAAAAGUAAAGGGGUGGCUGCUUCAGGUUGAGUGGUCAGGCGGGCUGCUCAGUGAGGGGCAGCUGAGCCUGAGAUUUGAUUAGCAAAAACGGGAGCCAGGCGUGUAAAGACGGGUGGGGCAGGGUGAACCUCCAAGCAGCUAGGACACAGACUUCCACGGGGGAAGGAGCUGCGUGGGUCCUAAGGACCGAGGCGAGCAGGGCGGCCUAGAGCAGGCUCCGGGAGGGCAGCGGUCUGGGGUGAGCCUGGAGAAGUCCAGAUGUUAGUGUGAUGAGUUUGAGGCCCUUUAGAUACUGAGCUGUUGGGAGGCUUUAAGGAGAGGAGUGACGUCGCCUGCCUUAUAGUUUCAAAAAGCCACUGGCUGGCGGAGAGAGGAUGGAUCUGGAAGGGGAGUUAGCGAUGAAACAAGAGCGGAAGUAAGGCGGCCAGGCAGUAGGCCGUUGUACUAGUCCAGGCAGGACCUGCCCCUUAGAGCAGAGGAUAGCGUGGGGCUGGGAGGGGCAGCGAGCUCCUCAGCCUGCGCUGGAGACCCAGCCGACUGGGCAGGUGGACCGGCUACGAGAGAAGGUGGGGUCAAGGGUGUUUGGAUCAAGGCACUGAGUAGGUGGUUGUGCCUUUACUGAAUGAGACAGUAUUCAGAGACGUACACGGCGGGGUUGGAGACUUGUUACAUGAGUUAGAGUGACACCCCUUCGUUAACACCUGGAUGUUAACAGUAAGUGUAACAGUAAGAAGCUCAGAUAGAAGUAAGCUGUACAAAAGCAAACCACAUAUCAUUUUGCAAGAAUAUUCUCACAGCAGGCCCUCAGGACCAAAUCUAAGCUCGCCUAACAGCAAGGGCUUCUACCUUUGACACCCGAGUGAGUGGAGUCACACAUGUUAACGUAUGCAAAUUUAACUACACCUUCUGUAAGAAAAAGAAACGAAUAAUUUUAAGUAGUUGGGAAUCCUGGGACUUCCAGUUCAUGAAUCAUGUAUCUGCUCAGGAAGCAUGAGACGGCAGCACGAGUCUGCUGUUCCUGUUCCCUAGUGUGUCCCAGGUCGUGUGUUCCUCGAACCAGGGGGUUUCUGGGCAAGAUGACACCUGCUCCACGUGACGCAGAGGGAACCCUCUCCGGGAACAACAUGUCUGGCUCGGGCUGUGUCUGCAAAUCCAAAGAGCCCAGGCUCCGCUGGUACAGAUCAUGGUCACAGGGGUCACGUGGCCAGGGCUGGAUGACACCAGCCCGAGCCUCACAGUGACUCGGCUGCCACACUGCUCACACCACGGUCAGCCAGGGUGGCCCACUUGAGUUAUAAAGCACGUUUACCUGGCUCCCAGAUGUUAGAAGCAGGUGUGAGUUGGCCUGCCUCAGUGGCUGGGGCCGCCUCGGGAGCCCCAUCCGGCCCUCUGACACUGGUUUCUGCAGCUCCUCCCUGUUCUCAGUUGGUGCACUGUGGGUUGGCGUGUUCUGCAGGCCAAAGCCAGGCCCUCUUCCCUGCAUGAGAUAUGAGAAGGCUGGGCCUACAGUCUAGAGACUUGGCCCGACCAGCUGCCCCCGCAAGAGCACGUGGGGGCUGCAGCCUGGGAGGUCCAGGCAAAGCGCAGACGGUACAGUGAGUGGCCUUUACCCGUGUGCACCCACCUGAGAGGCCACGCGGCUCCCCUGAGUGUAAAGAGUAGCAGGGGGGAGAAAAUGGCUGAAGUGUCUCCCGCUUGCUCCUUCCCCGGGCAGGCAGAUGGUGUCGAUGACUGCGGCGGAAACACAGGAAAAUAACUAUGGUUCCUGUACACUGUCUGCCCUCCCCUGUUUAGAUGAUGAGUAGAGAGAACAUCUUUGUGGCUGAAAUCGUCUUGUGACAUGGCGUCCCUGGGCUAGGUCCCUUACAGUGGAAUUAUUACAGCAACAAAGGGCCUGAACAUUUUUCAGACACUUCAUAUAUGAUUCCAGACUGAUCUCUAACAAGGUUACAUCCAUUUACACACCCCUAUAAUUCACUAACACUGGGCACCAUGCCUAUACGGGUGUGGUAGCUAAUUUUGUGUGUCGACUUGCCUAGGCUAAGGGACGCCUGGGCAGCUGGCAACGCAUGAGUUCUGGGUGUGUCUGUGAGGGCGCUGGCAGUCGAGUCAGUGACUGAGUGAGCAAGGUCUGCCCUCCCAGGUGGGCGGGCAUCGCCCGAUCCCUUGGGGCCCAAAUAGAACAGAAGGCAGAGGAAGGGCAAAUUGGCUCUUCCUGAGCUGGGACACCCACCUUCUCCUGCCCGUGGGCGUCGACGCUUCGCUCUCAGACCUCCGGACUCGGCGCGCUUGCCUGGGUCUGCAGCUCACAGGUGACGGCUUGUGGCACUUCUCAGCCUCCACGGUCACCGUCCUGUUGGCUGUGUCUUCCCGGAGGACGCUGCUCCCAGCACAGAGGGGCUAAGUGCCCUGGUGAAUGGAGGAAAGCUCAGAGGCUCCUGUGUUAAGUCGUCAGAACAGGUACAAGUAAGUUGUUUCGAAGAUGGAAUGAGAGAGGAGUCAACUUUUUUCCCUAUUUUCAGGAGUCAAAUCGUUGAAGGACCGAAAUAAUCAGAAUUAUCACUGUGGAGAUCUUUUAACAACCUUAAAUUACUAGGAAGCCAUCGUUGUUUGCUUUCCACUUUCAAAUUUUGAUGAGUCUUAAGAUUUUUUUCCUGAAGUUACUAAAGUUACUAGUUUGUGAAACUAGUCCGAUAGCUUCUACAGACCAAACUCCCCAUCAGCAUCUGACGUGAAGGUUGAAUUUAAUGUCGUGAAAGACGGAUGACCGGCUGCAGGAUCAGCAGGCACUUAGAAAUAAUGGCCCUGGCCACAAAGGCACACAAAUGAAAGAAUUGUCAGCCCAGGACAGAGAUUCUAUCAGUGACGAAUCCGCAUUUCACUUGACUACUGAUCUGGUACAGUCAUGGGAAAACUAAUAGAAGUGACCCCAGUGAGCAGACAGACUGGGGCCGUUUGUUUCUUAAGUGAAACUUCCAGGCACCCAGCCUCAGCCUUUGCUUUUCCAUCACCCCUGAGUGGCAGUUGGCAGAGAGAGAUGACCUUUACUUAACCUUGAGAAUAACUCGACCCCUUCCUGGUCAAAAUAAGGAAUGUGUGUCAAUGCCUGUUGACCAUCCAUUUACAGGAGUUAUUGGGUGUUUGGUGUAAGUCAAUGAUAUCUUUGCCUUUUUGAACUUUAUUUUACAAAAUAAAUAUCGUAGGUCAUCUUGGAAGUCAGGGCCACACACCAGGUACAGAUGUAUGACAGAUUCAAAAGGUGACUUUGAUCUGUUUUGUUUUGUUUGGGAUUUUUUUGUUGUUGGUUUUUUUUUUUUUAAACUCAAACAUUCAUCUGAUUGAAGAUAAAGAAAUAACCAGGUUUCAUCUGCCACAGUCUUACUGGAAGAAAAUCUACUUUCAUUCCUUGAGGUAUUUAACAAAUGUUCUUUGCUGUCAGCAACUCAAGAGAUAAGUAAUUUCACAACAAAUCCAGAAUCUAGACUUAACCCCUUCCCUCCCGAACAUACCUGUGUAGUGGUUUGUUCAAAUUCUGACGAAAAUGAAAUCAGAUCAGAUAACCAAGCCCCGAAGAAAACGGUUUCAGUGAAGGUAGGUCCCCAGCUUGCCCUCAUUUUCACCUCUCCAAUCCGUCCCCGUCAGGGGCUGCUUGUCACCAAGGAGGCCAGUGCUUUGGGCUAAAUCCGGCUUUCCCCCCUGGAUUAAUCAUGAAAAUGCCAUGAGCCAAACAGCUUACAUGAUGGAAGGGUAUUGAUGAAUCCACCAACCACACGUCCUAUGGUGGAGCAAUACAAGACUACCUUUGAUUGCAAGUCUGUAAGAUUGUGGCUAAGGUUAUUUCAUGAUUAUAGAAUCUUAGCUCUACACUAAUAAUGAAUAUGAAAUGAUAUCUAAUGACUGAUGUUUUAAAUAUUUUCAUUGUUUUAAUAUUACUUUUGAAAGUAAUACAAAUGCAUUGUGGGAAAUUUUAAAACUAUAGAAAACAAAAAAUUACUUAUAAUCUGUCAUUCAGAGAUACUCUUAAUGGUUUUGUAGGAGCCCUUCUAAGAAUGUGUGCAUGUUUAACAACAACAAAAACCACACUGUAAAUAUAAUUUUGCCUCAUUUUUCAAAUAACAUUAUAUUGUGAACAUUUAACAAUGGUAUAUUAUUAUAUCACAGAGAUGCACCAUAACUUAUCUCACAAAUUUCCUGUUAUUGGAUUGUAGAAUGAUUCUAAGUUUUCAUUUUUAUAAAUAUGAUUAUAGCAAA